This is a messenger RNA of Aegilops tauschii subsp. strangulata, 1411 nucleotides long. NCBI's taxonomy places the organism in Eukaryota, Viridiplantae, Streptophyta, Magnoliopsida, Poales, Poaceae. The record is from RefSeq and is a predicted model, not a curated record.
AUGUCCAGAAUGUACAAACUUAGGAAAAAGUGGGCCGCAGCUUAUACCAAGGGAAGAUAUUUCUUGGGUAUGCAGAGCAACCAGCGUAGUGAGAGUCUGAACUCUAGGCUCCACAAUCAUCUGGACCGGAAAAUGUCGUUGGUUGAUGUGGUGGAGCACACUGAGCACUGCAUAUCACGUAUGCGGAGGAACGAGGCCGAGUUGGAUGCAAUAUGUUCGCAGUCAGUUCCUUUCACUAGAAUAGAUGCUUGCCUGUUGGAGAUAAAUGCUGCUCGUAUUUAUACACCAAAAUUUUUCAAGAUGGUAAGAGAUUGUAUCCGGAGAUCAUGUGCAUGGGUGAUUCAAGAGCAAACAACAGUAAAUGACUUGGUCAGGUAUGAAGUUGUGUUAAAAGAUGGAGCGGAAGGAGGGAGCAGACGUUUGUUCUCUGUAGAGUGUUCUUUUGAUGGCUCGUUGAUGAAUGGUGCCUUCUGUCCUUGCCGUAAGAUGGAGUGCGAAGCCAUCCCUUGCGCGCACAUUUUCGCUGUUCUGGUUUUCGUACGGGCAGCGACCAUUCCUCCAUGUUGUGUUAGCAAAAGGUGGACAAUGGAAGCCAAGGCUGCAUUCGUGUCAGUGAGAAAUGCAAAUACACAUGUGUGGUCAAAAGAGAUGAGUCGUUACCGUGAACUGAGAAACAUAGCUAGUAUUGCUCUAUUCAAAGUAUCAAAAAGCGGGGAGCGUUCGCAGGAGGUGAAAGAUUAUCUCCAAAGUAUCAUCGAUGGGCCCAUCGAGAAUGAUGAUAACACCGAGGAGACAACAUUUGGUCCUAUACCCUCUCACUACUCUGCCGCAAGCCAUGCUUCAGCGGAUAGAGUCCUUGAUCCAAAAAUAGUCGACACAAAAGGUGCUCCAUGCAAGAAGAGAAUAAAGCCAUUUCACGAGACGUUGAGGGAAACGAACGGGCGGAAGAAGAGAACUAGAAGAUGCGGCCAAUGUAAAAGUUCCGAACAUGACAGGCGCAGAUGUCCAGAUUUAGGGAAAUAAAAUUGAUAGAAGCACAGUACCAAAUGUAAGUUGAUGUUCAUGGCCUAUUUAUGGAUUUGGGUUUGAAGUAUGUUUUAUAUCAUACAAUAUCAUAUUUUAACUUAUAUGCAGAUGGUAUACACGCCUGCACCGAAGUUAUUUCAGCUGGCACAAGUGUUGUCACAGCAACCAACUGAGCCCCAAGAAGAUCGAGAACUAUGUUGCCAGUAGACAUUUUUAUGGACCUGUUAAAUCUGUUGGCGUGACAGAGUUUAUGAACGUUGUUUUUGUUUGCUUGCAGACUCUUAUCACUUUGGUCGUGAUACUUGAUGACUAUUGAUUUUUUUUCAUAUCUGCUCGGUUUGUUUUGCUAUGUAUUGGCUCCAGCUUAUUUAAUGAAUUGUAAGCA